Molecule: messenger RNA, 822 nt
Organism: Cutaneotrichosporon oleaginosum
Lineage: Eukaryota; Fungi; Basidiomycota; Tremellomycetes; Trichosporonales; Trichosporonaceae
Biological process (GO): cristae formation
Cellular component (GO): MICOS complex; mitochondrial crista junction
Source: RefSeq, a predicted model, not a curated record
UGCAAGCUCAACACAUCAUGGCAGGGUUCCUCCUCGGCGCUGGGUCCGGCGUGCUCGCCGGCGCGGCCGUGUACUACACCAUCUCGACGACGAUUGCGCACAGCACCGACCAGAUCCGCCGAGAGUGAGUGUUGCGAGCUGGCUCGGGGACCCGUCGCUCGCGCUGCGAUCAUGCUGGCUACGGCUGGCUCGUUGCUGGCUCCCCAGUGCUGGGCUAGACUGCUGCUGACUCACAACCUGCUCCGCCUGCUACACUGCACACCCGCUAACCCAAGCCUCCACAACUCGGCCGUACUGCUCGAACGGAGCUUUGAUGACACGCCUGGGCCCGCGCCGUCGUCGUUCGUUGGGCCGCGUCCGGGGCCACCCGCCUUCUCCGAAAUCCUCAAGCAGCGGUGGAACCAGGCGCUGGGCGGCGCAUACGCGCACGCGCGCGAGACAGACUGGCUCGCGCUCGGCGGGGAAGCGGUCGAGGGCGUGCGGGGCCAGAUUGCCCGGCUGACGGCCGCGGCGGACCAGACUGUCGUGGACGCGGAUGCGGCGCGCGCGGCCGCCGCUGCCGCGCAAGCGACGGCGGUCGUCGACGGCGGAGCGAACAUCGCCGCCUUUGACGCCGCAAAGCAGGAGUCGGAGGGGCGGUAUGUCGGCGACGUGCAUGUCGACCGCGGACUCAAGGCGUCAGAGCGCGGCGUCAAGAGCCCAAAGCGCCUCGUAUAGAUGCAUAAAAUAGGACCCAGAGCAGACUCGCUGCUGGAUCAUGGUGGUAAUGAUACAUUGGGGCUAGUAGCCGCUCCGCAGCUGCUCUUGCUUCUCCUUGAUAAA